AUGUUUUAUAAAAAUAAUAUGGCACUCUUUUAUUAUAAUGGUCAAAGCGGGCCUCUGGGCGAUGUAAGAGACGGUGGUGGAUAUCCAGUUAGCUCACUUGGGAAGAGUUUUGCAAGAUAUACUACAUAUGAAGGGCAUCGUCCUCAAAGAAAUACUCUCUGCCUGGUUAGUGCUUCAACUGGAGGAGUGUGUCUCCCUAACUGAGAUGUUCUAGUUGGGGGUAAUGUUACUUUCGGUGGAAAUGUUUCUCUGUUAAACCUUACUAUAGGGGGGUUUAAUCCCAAUCUUCUCGCAUAA
Messenger RNA from Blepharisma stoltei, 297 nucleotides. Lineage: Eukaryota; Ciliophora; Heterotrichea; Heterotrichida; Blepharismidae. The record is from the annotation of a GenBank genome assembly.